AUGUACGAAAGCUUUACCCUCUCCAACAGCCGUCUUUUCUUCCAUGACCCACAACAAAUGCCUUUACACAGAGAGGCCGGAAGGUUAUGUGUUUCCACUACGCCACUCAAUUCUGAUGAUUUUUUCUUUUUUUUUUUUUUUCCUCAGUGUUUGUGUGCGAGAAUUGAGGUCUUUUCAGUGGUGGUGGUUCCUUCCCUUUUAUUUAUUAUUAUUUUUUUUUUCUUGUUCUGUCUCUUUUUGUGUUCUUUGCCUUUUGAUUUUGCCGGUGUUGUUGCAUAUCCCACUAACGGCAAGGCGAUUGUAGGGGGAGGAAGGGAGGGGAGCCCGUUGGGAAAGACCGAAGGGCGGCGUGGGGGGCUUUUUGAUUUGGUCAUGGAGUCAUCAACCCUCGCAAACGCCAUACCGUUUCCAGGGGGGAAAAAUAUCCUUGUUGCCUUGGAGCAGUCGAAGCUGUACAUAUACUGCGAUCUUUCACAGGACUUGGGCACAACCUCCUCCGGGAAGAACAUUCUCAUUGCCACUACUGGCGGCAGCAAGCCACUUGGUGCUACAAAUGCCUUCCUGGGGCUUAAUGUGUUCUGCAAUAUCACAGAAGAACCCAAGCUGAAGGAUGAGACGACGUCAAAACUACGUGAGGUGGAAAUUAUGGGGUAUUACUGCAUGUGGCAAGUCAAGGGACAUACGCUCUGUAUGAUGAUUGACUUUGAAAACGUUUCGGAAAAACUGGCGACCACAGGAAAUUCCGUGAUCCUUGCUUCCUCUGGAGGAAACAAGGCGGUUGGGAAAACUGGAAUAUUGUGCGCGCUAAACUGUCACGUGCCUUUGGGCAAGAAAUUCCUCAUGGAGAAGCUUUCAACAAUUGUUAACAAUGACUUUGUUUCAGUAGGCGAUACAGUGGAGUUGAACGAAGGCUUUGUCGUUCAUGUAGAAAGCGAGACACAGGUCACUUUGCAUUGUGAGUAUGAAUACACAAGGGCGAAAAGGCGAUUGGCGAUGCUUCCAGUUGUUAUUGAAGGCGACAUUAGUCUCAUAUUAACGUUAAGGUUUGUUGAUAAAAAGUUGAGAAGUGAAGAAAAAGCGGAGCAAAUGAAGACGGAAUUUGCCGUUUUGUCUCCAAAGUGGAAAAACCUUUUGCUACGGUACGGGCCCAAUCACAACGGGAACAAUAGUAGAGGGACUGUUGAUUUUUAUCUUCGUUUUGACCCUACACAAUUUAUCGGUCGCUCGUUCUCCGGGAAAUCCCUGACGGUAUCGUCAUCCGGUGGCUGGUGUAGUAUUGGGAAUGAAAUCUUCAUUAUGUUUAAUGCGCAUAAGCCGGCACCCCACCUGAGCCCUGCGGAGAUUAGAAGUGCAGUGCAGAAUGUGCUUGAGUCACGACGAGUGGAGGAGAUCACCUCGCUUUCUUUGAAGAAAGUUGAGAUCUUGGUAGUGACCGCGCUGAACCUGAAGGGAAGUAGCCUGGCAGAUGUGAGGGGUCAGGUGAAGGAAGCAGUGAAAGCGUACAUGGGUAGUUUGAAGCCGUCCGUCCCAUUUAAAACGGCCAAGAAGGCCGUCAAUAAAGCGUUUGCCACGCGAAAGCGAGAGGAAUUUGCGACGCUUUCCCUGAAGACUCUUUUGGCGGAGGUGAGCUCGGAGCUGGGAGCGGCGCACUGGGAGGAGGAGACUCUGAAGGCGCACGUCAAGGAGGCCGUCAUGCAGUGCCUCUGGGGCGAUGUUAGGCGAAUUCGCGGUAAAGGAGGAGGUCUCCGGGAGUGUGGCACGAGGCUGAGCGAAGGAACCACCGAAAGGUGA
Messenger RNA from Trypanosoma cruzi, 1791 nucleotides. RefSeq lists its product as uncharacterized. Bases 1 to 1791 code for a protein of 596 amino acids. NCBI's taxonomy places the organism in Eukaryota, Euglenozoa, Kinetoplastea, Trypanosomatida, Trypanosomatidae. The transcript has a single exon. The record is from RefSeq and is a predicted model, not a curated record.